AUGGCCGGCAACGGGAGCUUGAACUUGGCGUUGGUGCGACGCGGAGACGUUUGGUCUGCCCCCACUGUGGGGAGCGACUGUGUGCGCACGGUGGAGGGUCUGCCCAGGUCGCGGAUGUCUGGGGUCACCAGCGGGCUGGGCAGCUCGGUGGGGAGCUGCCCUGCCAGGUCGCCGAUCUGCGGGACCCGUGCUGCGGUGGCCUCGAGCUCGUCCUCGUCGCUGUCAUCGCCGUCGUCGUCCUUGUUGGCGAGCGUCUCCACCUCCUUGGACACCGCGUCGAGCAGAGUGUCGGGCAUCUCGCCGUCGUUCUUCCACACUUUCAAAAACAGCUCCUCGAAGUUGAACUCGUUCUCGAUCGUGCGGUACGCCUGCAGAUCCAGGUCAAAGUCCACGAACCGCAGGUUGUCGUUCUUGGCCAGCCAGCGCUGGAACAGCGGCCGAGUCUUGGACGGCGUGAGCAUCUGCAACUUGAGUAGCUUGAUCACCAAAUGA
Messenger RNA from Ogataea philodendri, 492 nucleotides. RefSeq lists its product as uncharacterized. Lineage: Eukaryota; Fungi; Ascomycota; Pichiomycetes; Pichiales; Pichiaceae. The record is from RefSeq and is a predicted model, not a curated record. The coding region runs from base 1 to 492 and encodes 163 amino acids. The transcript has a single exon.